AAUUUUUAGUUGUGCUUUUGGUAGUCGAAAUCUCAAAUAAUUGCUCUCCUUUCUAGCUUGUGGUAUUCUUAGUUACCUCUGUUGUUCACUGUGAAAACCCAAUUGCUGACUUUCAAUACGAAGGGUAAAGUACUUACGUCAGCGUCCACUUUGGUGUUUUGAUGAGGCGUGUUACUUCGAUGUGGAUUGUCCAACACUUCUCGUCGAACUGACAGGUUCAUGUAUAGGUCACUUCACAGGUUUACUCCUCUGGUGAACAGUGCUAAUGGCCGUCCAGUCACUGGUGCCGCCGCCGCCGCCGCCGCCACCACCACCACCGCUGGCGGAUCAGUGGCUGGUGUGCCGUUGCCAGCAGCCACUACAUUGCUAUCAGGCACAUCAACACCAUGGACACGCACAGCACAACAGCAGCAGCAGCAAUACCGCCAUCUACAUGCUACCGCACACACCUGCAUCCGUCGGAAGGUUGACCUCGGACCCGGCCAGCCCAAGAAUGCCAAGGUCAACGAGGAGGCGCUGUUCCGCCACGUCCGUCCACCCAUGGACAAUUCCUAUGGUAGCAAUGAGUUAAAGAGUGCCAAGAGGCUUGUUAAUGAGCUCAUUGGUAAUCAACGCUCCCAGAAGAGUGUUAGCAAGAUGAUGCAGGCACAGAGCCGCAAGUAUAAGCGAGAUGCAGAGCUGAGGAAGUUAACUGGAAACAAACCGGAACAUUCAGCGCACGCACAGACUGGUGCCCCUACCGCUGGCCAAAGGCAGGCAAAGGAGAGUGCUCGAGAAGCUCACAAGACAAGAAAGUCGCCAAUCACAGAUUUGCCAGAGUCCAAUCUACCCCCACCUGGUGUAGAAAUGGACAAGGAAGAUACCAAGCCAUCAGUGAAAAGGCGUAUCAUGUACCCACUUGUGUUUGGAUCUCGGGACCGGAAAGUCAGCCGCAGCUACAAGCGUCUGAUUGAUCGGCUCAGAACCAAAGCAGGAAAAUUGAAGACCAAGCAUCCGCUGCAAGCGAUCCACCCUGGUGGCAUGUCUUCCGGAGGUGAUUUGGUCUCUUACUGCAAGCGUAUGGAGAAACUGACAGCAAAGAACCGAAAUAUCCAUCGAUGGCUUGAGGAAGCACGCAUGUCACCUGAUGAGCGUGAGGCCAAAGCCCGCAUCGCAAAGGAACAGAAGUCGUUGGAGUUUAAGAAGAAAUCCAAGUCCAAGGCCCUGGCAGUGCCGGAAAAGCCACAGAACAAUGCCGAUGUGCAACUGCGGCGCAACGUCAAGUUACUGAAGCUUGCUGAGACCAUGGCCGCCAAGCCAGCUCUCAAGUAUGCACCCACCGCCAACGAGCAUGACACGGAGAUGUAUCUGAAGAACGAAGCUCGGCUUCAGUUUAUGUCUCAUGAACUGCGUCACAUGCCUAGUGAUCGUGAGGGCAGUGAACGUGAUAUUAUGGCCAGGGAUUGUUCGCCGCGAUCAGCGGUGGUCGGCCAUGAACGUCAUAGGCAAACCCGUUUCCACGACUGCGUGACCAUCUCAGUGAAAGGAGGCCAUGGCGGUGAUGGCCGUCAGAAGUCGCGCAGUGUUGGUGGUGACGGUGGUAACAUCUACAUUGAGGCUGUGCAAGGUGUGUCGUUGGAUGCUCUUGCAAAUCUUCCUGUGCGCCGCUUCACAUCGGAACUUGGUGGCAAUGGAGAUGUGAGCAAGCUGAAGGGUCGCCGUGGCAAUGACAUGAUCAUCUCAGUACCAGUAGGUACAGUUGUUACCAAGCUAUCUGGCGAGGCCGGCGGCAAGAUGAGUUCUGAUCUGAAUCAUGACAGCCAGAAAGUACUGGUUGCCAAAGGUGGCACAGGUGGUUCAGUGUUCACGGAGCCACCGUGGAAGGGCACACUGGGUCAGAGGCAGUCACUGCGCUUGGAGCUGAAGAUGUUGGCAGACGUUGGACUGGUUGGCUUUCCCAAUGCUGGAAAGAGUACGCUACUCUCACGAAUGUCGCGCUCUGAGCCAAAGAUUGCCUCGUAUCCGUUCACGACCAUUCGUCCUCAGAUUGGUAUUGUCAAUUAUCUUGCUGGAGAGCGGGUAAGCAUGGCCGAUCUACCGGGUUUGAUCGAAGGCGCUCACAUGAACAUCGGUCUCGGUCACCGGUUCCUGCGUCACUUGGAGCGCUGCAAGGUCCUACUGUACAUGGUGGAUAUCAAUGGCUUCCAAUUGUCACUCCAUGAUGAGAUGCGAUCGCCUCUUGAAAACAUUGAGAUUCUUGCGGAGGAGCUGGAAAUGUACAAGGAAGGUCUAAGUCAGCGUCCCGCCAUCCUGUGCAUUACCAAGAUGGACACCCCCGGCGCCGUAGAGAAGUGCCGGGAACUGAUGGUGCACCUCAAGAAUUACAUGGUGGAUGGUGCUACUAUUCCUGAUCUGGAUGCAUACAAAAACUUUGUAGAAGAAACACCCAUCCACGAAGGGGAGAGGAUGAAGUUCUUGCCUGAGGAAGAUCAUAUCCUUCAAGCACCUCUCCUGACAGCUGAGGGUCAGUUAGAAGAAAAGCCAAUGGUGGACAUUGAUGCAGGUGAAGUGCUGGCUCACCUCGGUGAGAGCUCGGCACCGAUUUCUGAAGAUGGUGCCAUCCAUGUGUCUGACUUCCCUGUCCCAGCGCAUGAGAUGACCGGUUACCACGCUGGUAACCCGCUGCUGAAAGACGAGGUGUCUGCCGAAGCAAGGCGCAUUAUCGAUGCACCCAUCUCACCGGAGAAUGUCUCCCGUUCAACUGUGCUGGAGCAGCAGCGGCGCUCUAUGUCGGUUGGGAAGAUCGAGGCUGCUCGGGAUGUGCGUGAGCGAGCGCAGCGCCAGCGUGAGCAGCUGCGUGGCUUGGCCAUGGGCUUCGAGUACGAGAAGUCCCCGCUAGACCAGGCAGACGAGAGAACUUUUAGGAACGUUAGUGCCCAGGAUCUAGAUGUCAGUCCUGAAGGGUAUACUCCUCUGCAAGAUGAGAGCAUCGCGGAAAAGGAACAAGUAGAUGAUGGCGCAAUCGAUGGCAGGAUGGACGAGGAGGAAACAUCGUUAAUGUCGCUCGGUGAAAGUGCACUUGCCACCAGUGCAUCUUCACGUCAACGCAAGGCUGCCACUAAUAGCCUGGCAGUGCGGCGACCAAAGCCCACCAUCAGAUUUCAACAGGUCAUUCCAAUCUCUUGCCGGCGAGAGUUACAGGGUCUCGACUUCCUCUAUCUCACCAUGCGUGGCGUCGUCAAGGCUUCCAAGCAAAUGAGCGGUGAGCGUGUCAACUUCACUCAGCAGCUGGUCCGUUCUGAAUCACCGGAGUUGCAUGGUGAAGAGCUGGAGGAGGCACAGCGGUUCACACAGAUGGCGCAGCGGGCCGAGGAUGCCCAAAAGUAACAUUGAACUUGCUUUUACUGGACAUUUAUUUUCUUUCUCUGCCUUCCUUCCUUCACCCAAGACUCCACUAUGAUCUUGUAUUUGUGACUUUAACAUACCAACUUGAUGUUGAGAUUCAACUGAUCGGUACAUUUGUGCAGCCCGUCUGCAUCAGUCAUCAUGA
Sycon ciliatum is the source of this 3529-nucleotide messenger RNA. RefSeq lists its product as uncharacterized. Lineage: Eukaryota; Metazoa; Porifera; Calcarea; Leucosolenida; Sycettidae. The coding region runs from base 220 to 3366 and encodes 1048 amino acids. The transcript is spliced from 14 exons. Gene Ontology annotation, molecular function: GTPase activity; GTP binding. Gene Ontology annotation, cellular component: mitochondrion. The record is from RefSeq and is a predicted model, not a curated record.